Messenger RNA from Microbotryum saponariae, 1159 nucleotides. The record is from the annotation of a GenBank genome assembly. NCBI's taxonomy places the organism in Eukaryota, Fungi, Basidiomycota, Microbotryomycetes, Microbotryales, Microbotryaceae.
AUGGUAAGUACCUGAGCUUACUGAACCUGAUCACGGUCAACCUGACCCUUCUCUCAUCAUCCUUAUAGAUCCCCACCCCGUCGACGUCCCACCUCUCCAAGCUCGACUUUGAAUCCGUCUACGAACCAGCCGGUAUGUUGGCCUCGUUUCCACUGCAGUGCUAUCUUGAGUUCAGAAUACCCGAGCUGACGCUGAACAUCUCCGUUCUGUAGAGGACACGUUCGCGCUCCUGGAUGCGCUCGAAGCCGACCGAGCUCGUCUACAGGGCUCACAACUAUGUCUGGAGAUCGGGUACGGACGAGUCGGACAUUCCCAAAGACAGCAUUCCAAUGUCUGGCUGAUAAUAUACCCGGCUCGUGGAUCCACGAACUUCUGCACAGCUCCGGCUCUGGCGUCGUCUCAACUUUCCUCGGCACUUUGCUCGAUCCAAACUCUGCGCGUUCGUUGGGUUUUCAUAGUCGUGAAGGCCUCUGUCUAUCAGAUUAACGUUCAGACUAACACACCAGCCCAACACUCAUUUCACUCAGUUCUCCUCACAACCGACCUAUCCCUACCCGCUUGUCUCGCAACUCAUGAAACCCCUCGUCUAAACUCCCUCCGAACCCCUUUCGAAAUUGUCCAAACGGACCUCUGCACGUGCCUAUUCCCUCGGCUCCAACACGCGUGCGAUGUCAUCGUUUUCAAUCCACCUUAUGUGCCCACUUAUGAGGACGAAUUGGAGUUGGCGAGGAUGGAGGGGUUGUUGGAGAGGGCUUGGGCGGGAGGAGCGGAUGGGAUGCAGGUUACGGAUCGAUUGUUGGACGUGGUUGAGGUGAGAGUAGGAUGGGAGGGGGGCAAUUCCAGAGGUCCAACGAAGCUGACAAAAUGGAAUGUGGUGCUGUUCCUUACGAUAGCUGUUACUCUCCAACAGAGGCUUGUUCUACCUCGUCACGAUCGUCCAGAACAAACCACAGCAAAUCAUCGAAGGGCUCGAGAAGAAAGGAUUGCGGGGCGAGGUGAGCAGCGCCUUUCCAUACUGAGCCUACAUCCAGCUACUUAGUGAUCGGUUCGUGAUGAUUGCGUCUUAUAGGUCGUAUUGAAACGACGAGCUGGGGGAGAACAUCUGCACAUUUUGCGCUUCUCAAGACCUGACCCUACCACCGAGGCGCCGGAAGCAUGA